Molecule: messenger RNA, 3104 nt
Organism: Ornithorhynchus anatinus (platypus)
Lineage: Eukaryota; Metazoa; Chordata; Mammalia; Monotremata; Ornithorhynchidae
Gene: TMEM108
Product: transmembrane protein 108
Exons: 6
Coding region: 301-1728 (475 amino acids)
Biological process (GO): retrograde axonal transport; postsynaptic density organization; dendrite extension
Cellular component (GO): early endosome; postsynaptic density; endosome membrane
Source: RefSeq, a predicted model, not a curated record
CCUCCUUUCUUCUCCCCUAAUGUGGUUUCGGGGGUUAAAAAACACAACUUGGAAGCCCAGCUUGUAGCUCGGCAGCUGCCUUCGUUUAGUGUGCUCAAGCGAUGUCUUUGAAACAUCUGGGGAGUUAAAGAAAAGAGCGUUGGUGAUUGGGAGAGUUUCAGCAUGCAAGAAGAAACAAAUGGUGGGAAACGGCAGAACUGAUGGGCCGUGAGGAUGUAAGCAUGUUUGAAGGCUCCUUCCCAUUCCACUUCAAGACAGAAUCAUGAAUAAACUGGAGGACAAGCAGGACCAGAUGAUACCAUGAAGAGAAGUUUACAGGCCCUCUAUUGCCAACUGUUUAGUGUUCUACUGAUCCUGGCACUGACAGAAGAGCUGGUGUUUGCCAUUCAGGAACGAUCUCCCAGAGAAUCAUUUCAGGGCCCCCUGAGAGGUGCUGCCAUGGUGACGACGAUGCCUCCCCAUGCCGCUGACCGCCCCACCGUGGAGCCCGCCCUCGCUGCCAACCACAAGGCACCACAGCCCCCGAGCCCUGUGGCAGCCCCUCCUCCUCCUCUUCCAUCUUCUCUUCCUCCUCCAUCUCCUCCUCCUCAGCCACCGGCCACCGGCAGCCCCGCUGGCCGGAAGGACACGUACUACCAUGCCCAUAACCAGAGCGGCCCAUACGCUGAGCAGACUCAUCCCUUGGGGAAAAUCUUUCAGAUUUACAAAGGCAACUUCACGGAAGCCACAGAGCCUUAUCCCCGGAGGGAGCCCCCGCCCCGCCCCCCCUCCCCAAGCACCCUGUUUACCAGCCGCCCCCCUGCACAGUCCCAGGUGGGGACCCCCACGGAGCCAAACCGCACCGCCCGGGCCCCACCUACAGACUCUUCCUUCCCCGAAGACACUGGGCCAGACCUCUGGCGACCUGAGCCAAGGAUUGACCCCUCUCUCGCCGCCCAAGGUGCAAAACCAACCGGUCCGCCCCCCAGCCCCCCUGCUGAUCCUGAAGCCGCCUCAGUGCCUUAUCAGCCCCCGCACUCUGUCCUGGGCGGGAACGACUCUUGGCUCACCCUGGCCCCGGGAAUCAACGUUCCGUUGUUUGGACGACCCGGAGCAGGAGUGGCAUCGGGCGGUCCCUUCCGGGUCCCUUUGGAGGUCAGUGUUUCCUCCCCCCCAUCAAGGAGCUUUCAGCAGGUCCUGGAGAGCGGCCCCACCCUGUCCAGCAACCCACUCUCCGCCGCGCCCACCGGGGCCAGCAGGGAGCCUGGCUCUCUCUCCACAGCAGGCUCCACUGCCACCGGCAAUUUCCUGAACAGGCUGGUCCCCGCGGGGACCUGGAAGCCCGGCAUGGCCGGGAACGUCUCCCAUGUCACCGAGGAGGACAAGCCCCAACACAGAGCCACAAUCUGCCUCAGCAAGAUGGACAUCAUCUGGGUCAUCUUGGCUAUCAGCGUGCCAAUAUCCUCGUGUUCCGUCUUGCUGACGGUGUGCUGCAUGAGGAGGAAGAAGAAAACAUCUAACCCAGAGAACAACCUGAGCUACUGGAACAACGCGAUCACCAUGGACUACUUUAACAGGCAUGCCGUCGAGCUGCCCAGGGAGAUCCAGUCCUUGGAGACCUCAGAGGACCAACUCUCUGAGCCUCGCUCCCCAGCCAAUGGGGAUUACAGAGAUAGUGGGAUGGUCCUCGUUAACCCCUUCUGUCAAGAAACAUUAUUUGUAGGAAAUGAACAGGUGUCUGAGAUAUGAGCUGCACCAGCCUUUGAAAUUCCAGUUCCAUCCAUUUCAUCUUUAAAUUAUAAAUAUAAAUAUAUAUAUAUAUUAUAAAUAUAACCUUUGUGUAAUCCUGACUUAAUGAGAAACAUUUUCAGCUUUCUUUUCCUAAGACUUGUCGACAUCUUUUUUAUAAGUGUGGUUAAAAAAACUUUACAGAAUGAACCAGUGGCUUUAUAAAAAUAAAGGUAUUUCUAAGCAAAGCCAUUGUGCCGAUUGCUUCUCUUGGCACCAGUCCAUAGAGUUGGGAAGGAUACCCUGGUCCUGCCAGCCCAGAGCAAGGUAAGUUUGACUAACCUUUUCUUAUAGAUGCUUUGUCCGGUGAGAUUGCUGAGACGGGCAACCAUAGUUCCAAGAGAACAUCCGUGCAGGUCUGUUCUCCCUCGGUUUACCCCUGGGUUUGAUUUUAGGUGUGUAAACACACACUUGUGAAAGGUCUGGGACACUAAAAACCCUUCCCGACUCGAUCUUCUGCUGUUUCCACCAUCCUCCUCGUCUCUCGUAUCCCAUCUUCAAUACUCUUGGCUUCUGGAUGAGAGGAAUGGUUAGGGAGGGCCGUUUCUGGCCCCGGGAAUCGGUGAAGCGUUCCCUGUCGCUUGAAGAGUUUGGGGGACUUGCUCUCACGCUGCCUUCUGAACCAGACCGUGGAAUCAGCAUCUUCCUGCAAGUCUGGAAUCACCUGACAAAGUGAAGCAUUUUGGAAGGACCUCAACCAGAUUCCAGUUCAGGGCUCCACAGACUUCACCACCAGAAAUCCAGCAGACCAAAUCACUGUUUUCCACCGGUGACUAGUGAGCUGCUGCAGCCCUUCCCUCGCAGGGAUCCUGCAGCUCCCUGGCCCAGGAAGGAUAGUACAAGUGGAUUGCUCUUUUCUUUGCUCAGAAAAUGGUUAAAUGAGAAGAAGCUGCUGUUCAGGUCCUUCUUCAGAAACACAGAGAACUGGGUUUUGAACCUAUUUUGCCAACUUUAUAAGGAACCAAACGUCAAUUGUUUUCAACCACCAGGAUCCAAUACUUCAUUAUCUCCGUUCGGUUGGCCCUAGUUUCCUUUUUUAAAAUUUUGAAAUUCGUGUUCAAGUACCGCUCCAUCCGUUCACAUUAUUCGUACAUAGGGACUUAAAGUCCCUGUUCGGAAGGUUUCGGUGUAGCCGUUCUGCUCUGAGGAGCAUUUAUCAUUCUCUUGUUUGAUUGUUCAACCUAAACAUAAUUCUGUCAAUUGAGGAGCUCUCAAUGUAAAGCUAAUAUCUAUUUGUAAAUGAUAAUACAUAUAUUACGUGUGUGGGCGUGUGACCUAUUUUCUUCUAUUGAAAGUAUUCAACUACCAUGUAUUUAUAAAUAAAACAUAUUUUAUUA